UCCCCUCGCGACUUCCCAGCCAGCACAGCCCGCGCGCCCCCGGCCCCGGCCGGCCGCCGUUCCGCCCCCGCCGCGCCCGCAGAGGCCGCCAUGCGGCCCGCGCGCUGGCUCGCGCUGGGCAGCCUCCUCGCCCUGGCCGGGGUGCUGGAAGGCCGGCUCGUGGGCGAGGAGGAAGCCGGCUUCGGCGAAUGCGACCGGUUCUUCUACGCCGGGACACCGCCUGCGGGGCUGGCGGCCGAGGCCCACGUGAAGAUCUGUCAGCGCUUCGAGGGCGCCGAGCGCUUCGCCACCCUGUACAGCCGCCGGGACCGCAUCCCCGUGUACUCGGCGUUCCGCGCCGCGCGCCCUGCGGCUGCCGGCGCCGAGCCCCGCUGGCUGGUGGAGCCGCAGAUCGACGACCCCACCAGCCACCUCAAGGAGGCGAGUGAUGAGGCUGAUGCCGUCACCUCUGUGAACAGCCUGGGAAGCCAGCAGGCCCUCAGCACAGAUUACUUGGACUCCGAUGAGCAAAGCGGACAGGUGUACCCAGUCUCCCUUAGCGAUGAUUUCCAAGUGGCUACGUUCGCGCUCACAAACGCAGCUCCGAUGGCCCCGUCCUUCCGCGAGCGGUGGUACCGGGAUCUGCGCAGCCUGAUGGAGCGGGCCCUGACCCCGCAGUGCGGCGGCGGGGCGGACCUGUAUAUCCUUGCCGGCGCCGUGCCCUCCCGCCGCAAGGUCAAGGACAGAGUGGCCAUCCCCGCGUUUGUCUGGCUGGCCGCCUGCUGCGCCGCGCCCGGGGCCGGCUGGGCCAUGGGCUUCGUCCAGCACGCGCGCGACGGUGACAUCAUAGAGGACGUGAUGGUGCCCGAGCUCGAGAAACUGCUUCCGUCCAGCCCCCGGCUGUUCCAGGACAACUGCGGCGAAGCCCAACAGGACACGGAGAGAAUGAAAAAAAUCCUGGAAGUGGUUAACCAAGUCCAGGAUGAAGAGCGAACGGUGCAGACCAAAGAGGACGCUCGUCCUCUCUCCGGCCCCCAGGGUGAGGGCUCCGCGCUGCUGCCUCCGGAGCCGGCUGAGGAGGGGAGGGGCCUUCUGGGCAAGCUGAUGGGCCUCCUCGCCACCCCCGUCAUCAAGCUUUUCCAACUGCUUUAUUACGUUGCCGUGGCCGUCCUGAAGAACAUUAUGUACGUCCUGUGGUUUGUUACCAAGCAAGUGUGUAACGGCAUAGAAAGUUGCCUUUACCGCUUGGGUUCAGCCACCAUCUCCUACUUCUUGACCAUCGGGGAAGAGUUGGCCAGCAUUCCCUGGAAGGUACUCAAAGUCACGGUCAAAAUCAUCAGGGCCGUUCUCCGGAUCCUUUGUUGUCUGCUGAAGGCUGUUUGCCGCAUUCUGGGCAUUCCGGUCCGAGUCCUUGUGGACGUGGCCACUUUCCCCAUGCACACCAUAGGCGCGGUUCCACUUGUGUGCAAGGACAUCGCCAUGGGCCUGGGCGGCACCCUCUCUCUGCUCUUUGACGCUGCUUUUGGCACUAUGGGGAGCCUGUUUCAGGUUAUUUUUAGUAUCUGCAAGAGGAUUGGCUACCGGGUUACUUUUGACAAUUCAGGGGAGUUAUAGAACUCAAAAACACUAGCAGGGUCCAGUUACAUUGAAUUUGAUUUUUUUUUUUUAAUAGAGAAAGCUGGAAUAUUUUGUCUUUACAAUGGGUUUCUGUUUUCUCUCAAUUACAUUAUAUCUCGGCCUGUGGUAGGGGUAUUUGCAUGUUUUGCAAAGGAAGAUGGUAUAAUUUAGACUUGACCAAAGAGAGAUGUUGAGAAUGGGCUUAUGGGUAUAGGUAGAUCAUCUGUGAGAUAUGGGCAAACUUCCAAACCAUUAGAAUCUUCCUUCACUCUGCUGCUAGAUGGACCGCUUGAGAUACUCUGGUGUUCAUUUGUGAUAACUAGGAAUUACAGAGAAGGGAAGAAUUAGGAAGGAGACAACCUUAACCCAAAGAGUUUCUGAGAGACUGGGGUGGGAAUCUUGUUUCUGUUACGAGGUGUGAGGCACAACUUAUAUAAUGUUGCUGGUCAAUUUGUUUUCAUUUGCUUCUCUUUCUUUCUAACUCAGGUGACCUUGGUGAAGUGCAGACAUGCUUUCUUGUUAAAAUAACUUUCUUAGGGACAAAGAUUUGCUAAUAUCCCUGAGCUUUCCAUGGCUUUGAAGGACGUGUAAGUUUUCGUGUUUUUUUGUUUUCGUUUGUGUGUGUGUGUGUUUAGUUCCCCCCCCCCCCAAGAUGAGUUUUGCUGCAUUUUUUUUUAAGGUAAUGAUAAGCAUUUUGUGUUAAAUGUGACAUAACAAAGUUUGAAUGCAAGGGCGAAAAUUGUUUGCCCUUUGAACAGUGUAGCACAGUCUUCUUGGGCAUAAAGAGGAGAGUACAAAGUUCAGAACCCUGCUCUGAGUAGGUGGUGUAGGUUUGAGAAUCCUUAGCUAAGCUUGGAUUAACUUGACGUAGAUUAAGUCUCUGGCUGACAAGAAGGAGCUCAAAGACUGAUAUGUUAGCCAAUAGGAAAAUUUGUACUCUCCAGCAUUCUAGGUCAGUCUUUGUUAUGCAUCAGACAAGUACUCAUUAUAGUAAAAUACUCUGACCUCUAUCCUUAAAUGAUUGUUUUGGUAUAAAUGUAUACAGAAGAGCCACAGAAGAAGAAAACAACUAUUCUAUCCAUUUC
Messenger RNA from Mustela erminea (ermine), 2681 nucleotides. RefSeq names its product endonuclease domain containing 1 (gene ENDOD1). The coding region runs from base 91 to 1593 and encodes 500 amino acids. Gene Ontology annotation, molecular function: nucleic acid binding; hydrolase activity; metal ion binding. The record is from RefSeq and is a predicted model, not a curated record. Lineage: Eukaryota; Metazoa; Chordata; Mammalia; Carnivora; Mustelidae. The transcript has 2 exons.